This is a messenger RNA of Strongylus vulgaris, 282 nucleotides long. Lineage: Eukaryota; Metazoa; Nematoda; Chromadorea; Rhabditida; Strongylidae. The record is from the annotation of a GenBank genome assembly.
AUGUUGGGCACCUCGAUAGCUCCUCAACCUGUAGUGGUAGGAUCGGCGCCAUCACCUGUAGUGAGCGCUAUUGCUCCACAGAUUGUUCCGGCACCAGCUUCUCCACCAAUGAUGGUGCAGGCGAUGCCGUUGCAACAAGCAUAUCCGUAUCAACAGUAUCAACAGUAUCCUUAUGGUUAUGGAUAUUCUGAAUACACGCAGAAGCGGGAAAAUCCUUUAAAACGAUUUUUUAAAGGAGCAGCUGAUGGCUUUAUGCUUGGCACAGUGGGAUGGAUGGGAUAA